Molecule: messenger RNA, 735 nt
Organism: Alternaria postmessia
Lineage: Eukaryota; Fungi; Ascomycota; Dothideomycetes; Pleosporales; Pleosporaceae
Exons: 2
Coding region: 1-735 (244 amino acids)
Source: RefSeq, a predicted model, not a curated record
AUGAACGCCGAGGCAUAUCUGCGCAAGCAGGGCUGGCAGGGCUCAGGUCACUCUCUCGAUCAAUCUGGCCGCGGCAUCAAAAAGCCGCUUCUCAUCGCGCACAAGAAUGAUCAGCUAGGACUCGGCAAGAAGAAGGCCGCGCACACGACAGACGACCAGUGGUGGUUGCGCGCAUUCGACCAGAGCCUGCAAAGUAUCGGCACGGGAAAAGAUAGCACACUCGACCAGAUUCGAACGCAGGGCAUCUAUCGUGGCGGUCUAUAUGGCUUCUUCGUAAAGGGCGAGAUGAUUGGGGGUACCAUCGGAGAUACCUCAGCGACUACUACAGACGCAUCGAACCCUGCUUCUGGCACAAGCACUCCCCCUACAUCCGCAUCCGAUACCGAAACACCUGUGCCUACGAAGGAGAAAUCUGACAAGAAGAAUAAGCGCAAGCGAGAUGAAGCAGAGGCGCCAUCCGGCAAGAAGAGCAAGAAGGCCAAGGGUCGUACUGCAGAACUAAAGGAUGAUCGGAAAGCCGUGGCAAAGAAGCUCGCGAAGCUGAAACCCGCCGAAAAGACCGAUUACGAGACACGCGCCAAGGCAAAGGGUCAGACGCUCGAGCAAUACGUCCUUCGUCGCAUCCAGAAGAAGACCGAGACGCGCACAUCCAAGCAUGUGGAAGGAGUCAAAGAGAAGAAACAAAAGUCCGAUGAAAGGGAGAAGAAGAGCAAAAAAGCAGACAAGGCGCAAUAG